AUGUAUGCACUGCCCUUAUUUCUCACCUGGUGCCCUUUUCCUUUCAUUGGCUGGAUUAAAGACCACCUCACCCCAGAGUAUGUGGUCAUCUAUUGGACUUCCUCUGUCUGGGAAGCUGUUGCCGAAGAUGGGUUCAAACUGGACGUGAAAGAUGCGGCUGUGACGCGGGUGACACCGGGUCGGGUGUAUAAACGGCGUCCCCCCCCUCAACCCCCUGCAUCCCCGCCACCGCCCUCCUCUUCCGGAUCUCCCGCCUCUGAGGCCCUGGAGGCGGACAGAGUGAUAUGCAGUUUUCGAGGAUCUGUCCCUCAAGGAUUGGUUUUAGAAAUAGGAGAAACAGUCCAGAUUCUUGAAAAAUGUGAAGGUUGGUACAGAGGAGUUUCAACAAAAAAGCCAAAUGUAAAGGGGAUAUUUCCUGCAAAUUAUAUUCACUUGAAAAAGGCUAUUGUCAGUAAUAGGGGGCAAUAUGAAACUGUGGUUCCACUUGAAGAUUCUAUUGUGACUGAGGUUACAGCAACUUUACAAGAAUGGGCCAGUCUGUGGAAACAAUUAUAUGUGAAACACAAAGUAGAUCUUUUCUACAAGCUACGUCAUGUGAUGAAUGAACUUAUUGACCUUCGAAGGCAGCUACUGUCUGGUCAUUUGACUCAGGAUCAGGUGCGGGAGGUUAAACGGCACAUCACGGUGCGCCUGGACUGGGGUAAUGAACAUUUAGGCCUGGACCUGGUGCCCCGGAAGGACUUUGAAGUAGUAGAUUCCGACCAGAUUAGUGUCUCCGACCUCUAUAAGAUGCAUUUGUCUAGCCGGCAAAGUGUACAACAAAGCACAUCCCAGGUAGAUACAAUGCGCCCACGCCAUGGUGAAACCUGUCGGAUGCCAGUGCCACACCACUUCUUCCUCAGCCUGAAGAGUUUCACCUAUAAUACCAUUGGGGAAGAUACUGAUGUCUUCUUUUCUCUAUACGACAUGAGAGAAGGCAAGCAGAUCAGUGAGAGGUUUCUGGUGAGACUGAACAAGAAUGGUGGGCCACGGAACCCAGAGAAGAUAGAACGAAUGUGUGCCCUUUUUACAGAUCUGAGCAGCAAAGACAUGAAGAGAGACUUAUAUAUUGUUGCCCAUGUGAUCCGAAUAGGCCGGAUGCUCCUGAAUGACUCCAAGAAGGGCCCUGCUCACCUGCACUACAGGCGACCAUAUGGCUGUGCAGUGCUUAGCAUCUUGGAUGUCCUACAAUCACUCACAGAAUUAAAGGAAGAAAAGGAUUUUGUUCUCAAGGUUUACACUUGCAACAAUGAGAGUGAGUGGGCCCAAAUCCACGAGAACAUCAUCCGAAAGUCCAGUGCCAAGUACUCUGCCCCCAGCGCCAGCCAUGGUCUUAUUAUUUCUUUGCAACUUCUUCGCGGAGACAUGGAACAGAUUCGGAGAGAAAAUCCCAUGAUAUUUAAUAGGGGAUUGGCCUUUACAAGAAAAUUGGGAUUUCCUGAUGUCAUCAUGCCAGGUGAUAUCCGCAAUGACCUGUACCUAACCCUGGAGAAGGGGGAUUUUGAGAGAGGAGGAAAGAGUGUACAAAAGAAUAUUGAAGUGACCAUGUAUGUGCUUUAUGCAGAUGGAGAGAUCUUGAAGGAUUGCAUCAGCUUGGGUUCAGGAGAGCCCAAUAGGAGUUCCUAUCACUCUUUUGUCCUCUACCACAGCAAUAGUCCUCGUUGGGGAGAAAUUAUCAAAUUGCCUAUCCCCAUUGACAGAUUCCGGGGCUCCCACUUGCGCUUCGAGUUCAGACAUUGUUCCACAAAGGACAAAGGGGAAAAGAAACUCUUUGGCUUUGCAUUCUCACCCUUGAUGCGUGAUGAUGGCACCACCCUCUCUGAUGAUAUUCACGAGCUUUAUGUGUACAAGUGUGAUGAGAAUAGCACAUUUAACAACCAUGCUCUAUACCUGGGCCUGCCCUGCUGCAAAGAAGAUUACAACGGCUGCCCUAAUAUCCCCUCUAGCCUCAUCUUCCAGCGCAGCACAAAAGAAUCUUUCUUCAUUUCUACACAACUCUCUUCUACCAAACUCACCCAGAAUGUGGACCUCCUUGCUCUAUUGAAAUGGAAGGCCUUUCCAGAUCGGAUCAUGGAUAUCCUAGGGCGGCUGCGGCAUGUCAGUGGGGAAGAAAUUGUUAAGUUUCUGCAGGAUAUUUUAGACACACUGUUUGUGAUUUUGGAUGAUAAUACAGAGAAAUAUGGCCUGUUGGUUUUUCAGUCUCUGGUUUUUAUCAUCAACCUGCUCCGAGACAUCAAAUAUUUCCAUUUCCGACCUGUGAUGGACACAUAUAUCCAGAAGCACUUUGCUGGAGCCCUGGCAUACAAGGAGCUCAUCCGCUGUUUGAAGUGGUAUAUGGACUGCUCAGCAGAACUGAUUAGGCAAGAUCACAUUCAGGAAGCCAUGCGGGCCUUGGAGUACCUUUUCAAAUUCAUUGUACAGUCUCGAAUCUUGUACUCUCGAGCUACAUGUGGGAUGGAAGAGGAGCAGUUUCGGUCCAGCAUUCAAGAACUUUUCCAGUCUAUCCGAUUUGUGCUCAGUCUGGACAGCAGAAACUCAGAAACACUCCUUUUCACUCAGGCUGCACUCUUGAAUUCUUUCCCAACUAUCUUUGAUGAGCUGUUGCAAAUGUUCACUGUGCAAGAGGUGGCAGAGUUUGUGAGAGGGACUCUGGGGAGCAUGCCCAGCACUGUGCACAUUGGGCAGUCGAUGGAUGUGGUGAAGCUGCAGUCUAUUGCCAGGACAGUGGACAGUCGCCUGUUUUCUUUUUCAGAAUCCCGCCGCAUCCUGCUUCCUGUGGUUCUCCAUCACAUUCACCUUCACCUGAGGCAACAGAAAGAGCUGCUAAUCUGUUCAGGGAUUCUCGGCAGCAUCUUCUCCAUCAUCAAGACCAGCUCUCUGGAAGCAGAUGUCAUAGAAGAGGUAGAGAUGAUGGUGGAGAGCCUCCUGGACGUGCUCUUGCAGACUCUACUCACCAUCAUGAGUAAAUCGCACGCUCAGGAGGCGGUAAGAGGGCAGCGGUGCCCGCAGUGCACAGCCGAGAUCACUGGCGAAUAUGUAUCCUGCCUUCUCUCAUUGCUUCGUCAGAUGUGUGAUACCCAUUACCAACACCUUCUGGACAACUUCCAGAGCAAAGAUGAACUCAAGGAAUUCUUGCUGAAGAUUUUCUGUGUAUUCCGAAACCUGAUGAAGAUGAGUGUCUUCCCUCGGGACUGGAUGGUAAUGCGGCUGCUUACUAGCAAUAUUAUAGUCACUACUGUCCAGUACCUGUCUUCUGCACUACACAAGAAUUUCACAGAGACAGAUUUUGACUUCAAGGUGUGGAAUUCUUACUUUAGCCUGGCAGUUCUGUUCAUAAAUCAGCCAAGCCUUCAGCUAGAAAUCAUCACCCCAGCCAAGAGGAAGAAGAUUCUAGAUAAGUAUGGGGACAUGCGUGUGAUGAUGGCUUAUGAACUGUUCAGCAUGUGGCAGAAUUUGGGUGAACAUAAGAUCCACUUUAUUCCCGGAAUGAUUGGUCCUUUCUUGGGGGUAACCCUGGUCCCUCAGCCAGAAGUGCGGAAUAUUAUGAUCCCCAUCUUUCAUGACAUGAUGGAUUGGGAGCAGAGGAAAAAUGGCAACUUCAAACAGGUGGAGGCGGAGCUGAUUGACAAGCUGGACAGCAUGGUUUCAGAAGGGAAAGGUGAUGAGAGCUACAGGGAGCUCUUCGGCCUGCUCCUGCUGGAGAAGGUUGAACAGGAAACAUGGCGUGAGACGGGUAUUUCCUUUGUUACCUCAGUCACCCGCCUCAUGGAACGCCUUCUUGACUACAGGGACUGCAUGAAAGGAGAGGAGACAGAGAACAAGAAGAUUGGCUGCACUGUUAACCUAAUGAACUUUUACAAAUCUGAAAUUAAUAAAGAAGAAAUGUAUAUCCGAUACAUCCAUAAGCUUUGUGACAUGCAUUUACAGGCUGAAAACUAUACAGAGGCUGCAUUCACCCUGCUCCUUUAUUGUGAGCUGCUUCAGUGGGAGGAUCGGCCACUGCGGGAGUUCCUGCAUUACCCAUCCCAGACCGAGUGGCAGCGGAAAGAGGGGCUAUGCCGGAAGAUCAUCCACUACUUCAACAAGGGCAAGAGCUGGGAGUUUGGGAUCCCACUAUGCAGAGAGCUGGCAUGUCAGUAUGAGAGCCUCUACGAUUAUCAGAGCCUCAGCUGGAUUCGGAAAAUGGAAGCCAGCUACUAUGAUAACAUUAUAGAGCAGCAGCGCCUGGAGCCUGAGUUCUUUCGGGUUGGCUUCUAUGGCAGGAAGUUUCCAUUCUUCCUUCGGAACAAAGAAUAUGUGUGCCGGGGCCAUGACUACGAGAGGCUUGAGGCCUUCCAGCAAAGGAUGCUCAGCGAGUUUCCACAGGCUGUCGCCAUGCAGCACCCCAACCAUCCGGACGAUACCAUCCUACAGUGUGAUGCCCAGUACUUGCAGAUCUAUGCAGUGACACCCAUUCCAGAUUAUGUGGAUGUUCUGCAGAUGGAUAGAGUACCAGAUCGUGUCAAGAGCUUCUAUCGAGUCAACAAUGUGAGGAAGUUCCGCUAUGACAGGCCUUUUCACAAAGGCCCCAAGGACAAGGAGAAUGAGUUCAAGAGCCUGUGGAUUGAGCGUACCACACUGACUCUGACCCACAGCUUGCCUGGCAUCUCUCGGUGGUUUGAAGUGGAAAGGAGGGAACUGGUGGAGGUGAGCCCUCUGGAGAAUGCCAUCCAGGUUGUUGAGAAUAAGAACCAGGAGCUUCGAGCCCUGAUUAGCCAGUACCAACACAAGCAGGUGCAUGGCAAUAUCAACCUGCUCAGCAUGUGCCUGAAUGGUGUCAUUGAUGCAGCUGUCAAUGGAGGCAUUGCACGCUACCAGGAGGCCUUCUUUGAUAAAGAUUACAUCACCAAACACCCAGGAGACGCAGAGAAGAUUGCUCAACUCAAAGAGCUAAUGCAGGAGCAGGUCCAUGUCCUUGGAAUUGGGCUAGCAGUCCAUGAAAAGUUUGUACACCCAGAAAUGAGGCCUUUGCAUAAGAAGUUGAUCGAUCAGUUCCAAAUGAUGCGGGCCAGUCUGUACCAUGAGUUUCCAGGUUUGGAUAAACUAAGUCCUGCAUGUUCAGGCUCCAGCACUCCCCGGGGAAAUGUUUUGGCAUCACAUAGUCCAAUGAGCCCUGAAAACAUCAAGAUGACCCACCGGCACAGCCCCAUGAACUUGAUGGGCACAGGCCGCCAUUCAUCAUCCUCUCUCUCCUCACAUGCGUCUAGUGAAGCGGGAAACAUGGUGAUGAUGGGCGACAGCUCCAUGGGCGAGGCUCCUGAGGACCUGUACCACCACAUGCAGCUCACGUAUCACAACCCCAGGUACCAGGGCUCAGUCACCAACGUCUCUGUUCUGUCCUCGUCCCAGGCAAGCCCUUCUUCCUCCAGCCUGAGUUCCACUCACUCAGCACCAUCCCAGAUGAUUACCUCUGCUCCUUCCAGUGCCCGAGGCUCUCCCUCUCUGCCAGAUAAGUACCGCCAUGCCCGGGAAAUGAUGUUGCUGCUGCCUACACACCGGGACCGCCCAAGCAGUGCCAUGUAUCCAGCAGCCAUCCUGGAGAACGGACAGCCACCAAACUUCCAGCGGGCCCUGUUCCAGCAAGUAGUUGGAGCCUGCAAACCCUGCAGUGACCCCAAUCUGUCCAUGGCUGAGAAAGCGGUGCCAGCAGCCCCCAGCAGCUGGAGUCUGGAUAGCGGAGCCCACGAGGCCCAGCCCUUCCUGUCUGCCCACAUGGGGCACAUCCUGGCUCCCCCAGUGCCUCCCCGAAGCCUGCUGCAUGGUCAUUAUUCCCUACACUUUGAUGCCUUCCACCAUCCUCUGGGUGAUAACCCCCCAGCCCUCCCUGCCAGAACCCUGCGCAAGUCACCUCUCCAUCCCAUCCCAGCCUCCCCCACAAGCCCUCAAUCAGGCCUGGAUGGCAGCAACUCUACCCUGUCUGGCAGUGCCAGCAGUGGUGUGUCAUCCUUGAGUGAGAGUAACUUUGGGCACUCCUCCGAGGCCCCACCUCGAACCGACACCAUGGACUCCAUGCCAAGCCAGGCCUGGAAUGGCGAUGAAGACCUUGAGCCACCCUACCUCCCUGUCCACUACAGCCUCUCCGAGUCGGCUGUCCUGGACUCCAUCAAGGUCCAACCAUGCAGAAGCCACUCAGCCCCGGGGUGCGUCAUCCCUCAGGACCCCAUGGACCCGCCUGCGCUGCCACCCAAGCCCUAUCACCCCCGCUUGCCAGCCCUGGAGCAUGACGAAGGCAUGCUGCUGCGUGAAGAGACCGAGAGGCCGCGAGGCCUGCACCGCAAGGCCUCACUGCCUCCUGGGAGCACCAAGGAGGAGCAGGCCCGCAUGGCCUGGGAGCACGGCCGAGGGGAGCAGUGAAGGGCGAGGAGGCAGCUGCCACCUUCUGUGAGCAGCUGACCCAGCACUCCAGGUCCGAAAAGCAAAUCCCUCCCAGGGAGCUGGAGAGGCUUGGCACUCAGGAGAGAACCGCCUCGAGUCUGUUCUACUGCCGUGAACUCACGUGCUGCCAUGUUCAGAGGCCACAGCAGCAUGAAGGGUUGUGGUAUCUUUUUUUUCUUCCCCCUCCCCCCCCCCCGCUUUCCAUUUCUAUGAAUUUUCCUUUCUUUUCCUUUAUGCAGUAGAUGCUUUCUUCCUCCUGCAGUUCCAGACUCCAUGGAGCUAAACAGAGAUAUUGCACAGAUGAAUUGCUUUACAGCAUUGCAGGGCCCAGGAGCAGGAGCGCAGGCUCUCCCUCCAGGGCUGAGAUGCACAGAAGAAUGGAAAUUGCACUAGGGACCUCUUCCUUUGCUGUGUGGACAGGAAAGUUCAUGGUUGCAUUCAGGGAUUGCGAGGACCACAUGGGCUACAGGUCACAGGUGGACACAAAGAGGCCACAAGCUGUUUUUGCACAAAUGCUUGUCCGCCUGCCCACUCUUCCAUCCAGGAGUGUGCAACUGAGGGGCUGGUCAGGCCAACCUGCCAACUCAGGCACGUGACUAGCCUAACUGCAUGCCCAGGGCACACUGCCAGGCUUCCAUGGGCCAGCCUUGUCUCCUGUUCCACCUUGGACUUGUCUCAUCAUUUGUAUUUGACUGGUUGUUCCCUUCCAAUCCAAACACCUCCAGAAGCCUCCCCGGUGAAUGGAUCUGCAGGGUCGUCUCCCACCCGCCGAGGCUUGGAGCUCUGGAGGAGCAGAGCCAGAAGGACUCUCACUCCUAGAGGCUAGGCCCCCUUCUCAUGUGCUAGAGAGAGAUGGUGUAAGAGUGAGGCUUGUGUGUGGCAGGGGCCAGAAAGCUACUAAGCUUUCCCAGGUGACUAGAACGCCUGCCAUGAGCUCCUGAAUCAGGGAUUUUCAGCACUACCUCUGAGCCAUGGGGUUGGCUGCCCAGCCAGGCUUCCAGGCCCUGAGGACGUGUGUGGGUCACAUGCAGUAAACUCUUGGGUAAAAGGGGUGGGAGGAAACUUCUCCCUUUGGAAGUAGCCGAACAGAAUUGUCAUCUUCCAAGUAGCCAAGUAACAGCACCCCGCACUAGGCCCAUGGGGACCACCACUCAGGGUUCAUUUGGGGUGGACAGGACGAUAGUUUCUCCACCCUCCCCAGUCUGUUGGGCAGGGUGCAGUGUUGUCUUUAUAGGAUAAACUCUUUCAGGUCAGGGCACUGAUUUUUCCUCUUGGUGUAUUAUUUGGGGGGGGGGGUCGGACAGGGUGGGGUGGGUAUAGUACUAUUUUACCAGGGUGCUUCUAAGUUACUUUAAAAAAAAAAAGCUGUCUUUAAGACAAAUUUCUUCUUUCAUUUGCUUGAGUUCACAUUACUACUGACGGUCAUGAUUGCCUUCUUAUUGCACAGGUGUGUUGCUGCCAGUUCCUUUGGCCUCUAUGGCCAGGCCCUGGACCCUAAUCCUUCAUCCCUUCCCCACAACCCCUUUCCAAACAGAAAAGGCCAUCGAUCAAGGUGUUUUGCUCUUGUAAGCAAAUGCCGACUUGUUUUACAGCAAUGCCAGCAAGUAACCUAUGGGGAAGGACGGAGGUGUCUGUCUGGGGGUUAUGACCAGCGAGGGGCUUUUCUCAUCCAAUCAGGAUUACUCCACGCUGCGUGGGACAGGGGCUACUCAGGAGUGGACAGUCAAGGCAGCUCCAAGCUCGAAGGGCAGACCUGUUCCUGAGCCUAGGGACCAUCUGGGGUUCACAUAGGUCAGAGGGUCAGGGGUUAGCUUUGCAUUUGAUUCUUAGAUAGGACAUCUUUAGAUUUUUUCAGGCACUUCUGACCCUCACGUCCCCAGAUCAGGCAGUUACAUGGAAGAUACCUACCUUGCUCUGCGUUGGUGGCCCAAGAGUAAGAGAGGAGUGUAGAUUCCUUGGCCUUGUUUUUCCAAGGUGAAACAAACUUGUGUUUUUUCCUCCCCAUUUUCCCUAACUGGAUGAAAUGGACACAUUCUGAUACCCUUUUGUUGGAGAAUCAGCCAGUUGGAGGGAAAAUAGGAGGCCGGAGAUAAGAAUCCUUUGAAAAGAUUGUGAAAUACUGAUUUUCAUUCUUUCAAGCUUAUUUGUAAAUACCUAUUUGAAUGCUGUGUAUUUGUACAGGAAUUUGAGCAAAAAAUGUAUAGAGUGUGAUGUCCAAUUGGUAAUCAGCCCUAUAAAUGUGUUUUUAACCUCUGGCAUUCUGUGCUUAUUUAAAACAAGAAGACUAACCACUUCCUUUGUGUAUUCAUGUCUGAAGAAAAAGUGGUUUAAUUUACCUGUGCCAGAAAAGUUAAACAAAAACCCUUUGUACCAAUGUCCCGAGAGAUUCUCUGCUGUAUAUAUUGUGGUAGCAUGUUCGCCAUCCAGCCAGUGAUGUGAAUGUCAGAUGUAAAUACCUGCCCCUGGACUCUGCUCCCCGCUCCCUGGAUGCUGUGAUGUGAAUUAAAGAUACAUACCUGA
This is a messenger RNA of Dipodomys ordii (Ord's kangaroo rat), 8973 nucleotides long. RefSeq names its product dedicator of cytokinesis 3 (gene Dock3). Gene Ontology annotation, molecular function: GTPase activator activity; guanyl-nucleotide exchange factor activity; small GTPase binding. Bases 1 to 6432 code for a protein of 2143 amino acids. Gene Ontology annotation, biological process: small GTPase-mediated signal transduction. Gene Ontology annotation, cellular component: plasma membrane; cytoplasm. The transcript has 54 exons. The record is from RefSeq and is a predicted model, not a curated record. Lineage: Eukaryota; Metazoa; Chordata; Mammalia; Rodentia; Heteromyidae.